AUGGAGGAAGGUAUGGAAUUUUUGGACAAUGUGAUUGAAGACACCAUCAAUGUCUACCAAGGUCAAAUCUCGAUCAAUAUGGAUAUGGCGAGUGCCAAGGAUAUUGACGAUGGUCAAACGGUCACGGGGAUGCUGGAUGAAAUGCACGAACGUGAACAACAACUGGAGGAUGCCUUUGUGGGAAUCAAAGCUUGUGACAACGUUAGCAUUGGUUGA
This is a messenger RNA of Cylindrotheca closterium, 216 nucleotides long. The record is from the annotation of a GenBank genome assembly. Lineage: Eukaryota; Bacillariophyta; Bacillariophyceae; Bacillariales; Bacillariaceae.